Molecule: messenger RNA, 1812 nt
Organism: Colletotrichum navitas
Lineage: Eukaryota; Fungi; Ascomycota; Sordariomycetes; Glomerellales; Glomerellaceae
Product: cytochrome b2
Exons: 6
Coding region: 201-1715 (504 amino acids)
Molecular function (GO): heme binding; oxidoreductase activity
Source: RefSeq, a predicted model, not a curated record
CGCUGGAAAGACAACUUAGAGGAUUGGGGAGGAUUUGAAGUGUCGUACUCUAGGACACGGAUACUGAAAGCAUUCUACGCAAAGUUGAUUUCUUGUCCCGCUGGUUUUCUCACAGAUUCUUGCAUGUUGAUCAUAGGCGACGCAUAGAAAGCAUUUCGAGACAGGAAAAGUGAAAAGUGUGACCACAGCACUGGAACGCAAUGACGACCAAGACAUUGAACACCGAAACAGCCACGAUUAGUUUAACUGACCUGGGCAAGCAUAAUAAAGAGACAGACUGUUGGAUAGCAGUGCACUCAAAAGUCUGGGAUAUCACUAACUUCAUCAAUGAGCACCCAGGCGGUCCGUCCGCUCUACUCAAAUGCGCCGGAUCAAACGCUACGAGGAUAUUCGACGAAGUUCAUGCCCCCGAUAUACUCGAGGAGCUGCCGGACGAGAAGUUCAUUGGUAUUCUCCAAGAUGCCACUCCAGACGCUGUAGCAACUGCAUCACAGCCAGCCACAGGCGAUACCAUGAGCACGGCGGUUUCAAAGACAGCUCAGACUCUUAACAUGCCUAUAGAGGAAGAUAAGGCUAUACCACCACUUGGAUCUAUUAUUGGCGCGCCAGAUUUGGAAUCGGUCGCUUCCAAAGCACUCACGCCAAAGGCUUGGGCCUUCUACUCUUCCGCUGCCACUGAUCUCAUAACGCACAAGAACAACAAGAGGUUGGUGAGACGCAUCAUGAUCCGGCCUAGGAUUCUGAGAAACGUUUCUCACGUCGACAUGAGAACCAACAUCUUGGGUUUUGAAACCUCUGCCCCGUUUUUCAUCUCACCAGCCGCCAUGGCAAAGUUGGUGCAUCCCGACGGCGAGUUGGCGUUGAGUCGUGGGGCUGCAAGCGAGGGCAUUAUUCAGUGUAUAUCGAGCAAUGCAUCUUACACUCUGAAGUCCAUCGUCUCAGCUGCCCCGCCAACACACCCUUUCUUCUUCCAGCUUUACGUCAACUCUGAACGCCAAAAAACGAUAGAGAUUCUUCGUUCAGCCCGCUCACUAGGUAUCAAGGCUGUUUUUGUGACUGUGGAUGCCCCUGUUCCUGGGAAGCGAGAAGCAGAUGAGCGCGCGGCACAAGCAGGCACAGUUCGUGCUGCCAUUAGUGGCGCCGAAAGCAGCAGUGACAACAAGGGAAGUGGACUAGGGCGUUUGAUGGCUCAGUACAUUGACAAUUCAAUCACGUGGGAAGAUCUCACUUGGAUCAGAGAGGCCAGCGGUGUUCCGGUCGUGCUCAAAGGAGUUCAGACAGCAGACGAUGUUAGAUUAGCAGUGGCGUAUGGUCUUGAUGGAGUUCUUUUGAGCAAUCACGGCGGUCGAUCUUUGGAUGGCUCACAAGCGUCCAUUUUGAAAGCAAUGCCCCAAGUAUUCGACAAGCUUGAGAUCUAUAUUGAUGGUGGCUUCGAGCGUGGCUCGGAUAUUCUGAAAGCCGUUGCACUUGGUGCCACGGCAGUCGGUGUCGGAAGACCGUUCCUUUAUUCUUUAGUUUACGGCCAAAAAGGCGUAGAGCACCUCUCACAGAUUCUCAAAGACGAAUUGGAAACCUCGAUGAGGCUUUGUGGUAUUACGAGCCUCAGCCAGGCUACGCCUGCAAUGGUGAAUACUUUGGAUAUUGAUUACUUGGUGGUUCCAGAGGAAUCGUCGAGGCAAAAGAUGUCGGUGAAAAGAUCAUGGUCGAAACUCUAAUAUUUAAGAUCUAUGAAGUGAUGGCAGACAUUCAACGGGUUCAAGACGCCUUCGGCCUACCGCAUCAGAUAUUCAUAACCCAGAUAAUGGACUUAUU